AACGAAAAACAGAACGGACUGUGUGAAAAGCGAACGCUAAAGUUGCCACCAACAGCCCCGGAACAGCGAUGGAACUAGCGGAUCUACCGAACGAGCUGCUGGAAAAAAUCUUCAACUUUCUGCCGGUGAACGAGCUCGUCAACGUCGUUUCGCUCGUCUGCUCCGCCUGGUGUGAUGUAAUCCGAACGUUCGUGCUGCCCAAGCAGGGCCUACUGCACGUUCGUCCGGUACAUCCCGUAACACACCAGCUAAUUGCCAUGGAGACGGUCCUGAAGGAGCAAGCGGUGAAACCAUUCCCCUGGACCAACCUGAAGCUAACCAUUCCCAAUGGGGACCUACCCGGUCAACCAGAGUUUAUGCGCUUCUUCAACCAGCAAGGACACUCGCUCAAAACGCUCACCAUCCAGUGUACCGAGCUUACGGUGGACAUUCUUGCCGCGUUCCCCACGCUCUACAACCUCGAAAGUCUCUGCAUCGUCAGCGAGUCGGAAUCGCUGUACGGGCCCGUGCCAGCGAACGUCGAGAUGGCCCUAACCUCCCUCAAAUCGCUCACCCGCCUCCGGCUGCAUCUGCCCUCGUACACCAUCCUGCGCAGUGUCGCCUUCCUGAGCGGCGCAAGGCUCGUGUCGCUAGCGCUCGAACGGUUCGAGAUGGAGCUACACCACCUGCGCCCCCUGCUGGACGAUCAUCAUCGCACGUUGCGCGAGCUGACGGUACGGGUGGAGGAAAUGAAACCACUGCUGACGCUGCUAAACUCCUACCCGUCGCUCCAGCUUCACCGACUAAAUGUGAAGAGUGCCGGCAAUGAGGACGACUUUUCCGACGCCCUGGUCCAGCUGUACGACCAGCAGCCGCAGCUCCGUGCGCUUACGAUCGGCUCGGAACUGUCCCUGCGGGCGGUCGACGCACUGCCGCAGAAGCUGCUCCACCUGCAGGAGCUGGAGCUGAUUGCGGAAAGCAUCAACAACUGUAAGGCACUGAGCGAGCUGCGGCAUCUGCGCCGGCUUACGCUGUGUCUGUACGAUGUCCGGGCGUGGGACGAAACGGUACAGCUCGAGGGUGUGACGGAGCUUUCGCUCGCGGUAACAUUUCCACUAAUUUCCCCAGCCAUAUUUUGCUCCUUUCCGUGCGUGGAGCGGUUGUAUCUGGAGGACGUAGACGACGAUACGCUGAUGCGCGACAUUGUGGUCGUGCGCACGCUGAUGGCGUGUAUGCGGCAGGUGCGCGUGCUCGAUCUGGAAAACUUUGUGUUUAAAGAGCGCGAAAUCCUGAACGAUGGUGUGGUGCGGUUUGAGGAGAUGGAGCGGCUGGAGUGCUUGAAGUAUAGCUGCCGCGAUAUGUCGGACGCGUCGCUGCUGACGAUGAACCUGCCGGUGCUGCGGGAACUUUACCUCACGCACUGUCCGAAUGUUUCCUUCGAGGGCUUAUCGUACCUUGUGCGCAACUGUCCGCUUAUUGAGCGGUUGCAUCUGGAGUCGAACAAGCGUGGGUUAGAGGAUGAGGCGUUGGAGUUAAUUACACGCAAGCUGACCCAUCUGAGGAUGUUGGUGCUGGUGAACCUGCGAGCGCUGACGAACGUUUCGCUCGAUUCGAUCGUUAACAAUUGCUUCUAUCUGAUGGAGCUCACCAUAACACACUGUGUUGGUAUUACGCUGGAAAAAGGAGCCGCCAUCGAGAAGCUUUCGGUUGUAAAAUCGUUGAAAAAUUUAAUUUACAGCUAAUUCAAGCGUUUAAUGUUGACGACAUCGAAAUUGCCGUAAAAUGCUUAUGGAAGCUUUUGCGAAAUGCAUUGCUUAAAAAACACGCGUCUUUGUUCAGUGAGCAAAUGAAGAAACUCCUUAUUGCACAAAUAAACCGUCCAGCUGAAGGAAACGCUUAAACAAAUAAACCAUGCGUUACUAAAUUUCGGGACUUUUGA
This is a messenger RNA of Anopheles merus, 1918 nucleotides long. RefSeq lists its product as uncharacterized. The record is from RefSeq and is a predicted model, not a curated record. Gene Ontology annotation, biological process: SCF-dependent proteasomal ubiquitin-dependent protein catabolic process. Gene Ontology annotation, cellular component: SCF ubiquitin ligase complex. The transcript is spliced from 3 exons. The coding region runs from base 69 to 1721 and encodes 550 amino acids. Gene Ontology annotation, molecular function: protein binding. NCBI's taxonomy places the organism in Eukaryota, Metazoa, Arthropoda, Insecta, Diptera, Culicidae.